AUAGGUCUGAAAGUAGUCGUGGAAUACGGAUACGUAAUCAUUGCCAGUUCAACGCGUUGCCAGCCACCGCCACCUCCAGCUCCACCUCCGCCACCGCCACCAUCACCAUCUUCAUCAGCAUCGCACCAUCUGGUGGUGCUGGUGGUGCUGUUGUGCUCGCACAGGAUCGUCGGAAACAUCGCCAAGAUAUCUUCGUUCGAGGAAGACUACCGGGCUGACAGGCCCAUGGUGCAGCGCGCCUCUUCCUCGGAUGCACCCUCCGUUCAGGGUGGCCAACAUCGAGAGUCUCGGUUUGGCCUUGGAUACCCUUCCUACCAGAAUGGAUACAACAAACUAUUCACACAGGGUUCUGCCGACUCGAACUACUCACAACCGUCAUCCGAUCUGUCGCUAGACGAGGAAAAGGAAUCGCUUCGGCGAGAAAAGGAACGUCAGGCCUUAAGCCAGUUGGAUAAAGCGAGGAGCAAACCAGUGGCGUUCGCUGUGCGAACCAACGUAGCAUACGAUGGCGCCAUCGACGACGAUUCGCCGGUGCAGGGCGGAGCAGUUUCGUUCGAGAUCCGGGAGUUCCUGCACAUCAAAGAGAAGUACGACAAUAACUGGUGGAUCGGCCGGCUGGUCAAGGAGGGCUGUGAUGUGGGCUUCAUACCCAGCCCCGCUAAGCUAGACAACAUUCGCAUGCAGAACCAAACCAGACCCUCAAGACUGUAUGGCACAAAGGGCUCGUCGAGCGGGAAUCUUGGUGCGGGCGGACAAGCAGGUGACGAAUCAGAUUCCAUGGGACCAGGACGACACGGCAAGACACCGGCGGCGGCGGCCAACAAGGAGAAGCGGAAGCCGUUCUUCAAGAAACAGGAGACGGCCAGUCCCUACGAUGUGGUGCCUUCGAUGCGUCCCGUCGUCCUAGUGGGGCCCAGUUUGAAGGGCUACGAGGUGACCGACAUGAUGCAGAAGGCCCUCUUCGACUUCCUCAAGCACCGCUUCGAGGGCCGCAUCAUCAUCACCCGGGUGAUGGCCGACAUCUCGCUGGCCAAGCGCUCCAUCAUGAACAAUCCCUCGAAGCGGGCCAUCAUGGAGCGAUCCUCCAGCCGGAGCGACUGCCUCGGCAAGGUGCAGGAGGAGAUCGAGCGCAUCUUCGAGCUGGCCCGCUCGCUCCAGCUGGUCGUGCUCGAUUGUGAUACAAUCAAUCAUCCGUCACAACUAGCGAAAACUUCAUUAGCGCCAACAAUAGUGUACUUAAAGAUUAGUAGUAGUAAGGUUUUACAGCGUUUGAUCAAAUCACGUGGCAAGUCGCAGGCGAAAAACCUCUCCGUUCAAAUGGUUGCCGCCGAGAAGCUAGCCCAAUGUCCACCGGAUAUGUUCGAUGUAAUCCUAGACGAGAAUCAGCUGGAAGACGCCUGCGAGCACAUUGCCGAGUACUUAGAGACGUACUGGAAGGCCACCCACCCGGACAUUCGAGCCGUGCCGCCCAUCGCCCGCCCCCUGCCGCAGGAGGCCUCGCCCUCCGCAGAUCCCGCGCGUCUGGGACCGACGCCUCCAGUAGAUGGCGAGGAGUUUGUCGAUGAGCAGGAUCCCAGGAUGGGCAUGUCCGGCGGAGAUCGCGAGGGAAGCCGGGAGCGGGACCGCGAUAGCAGGGAGAGGGAGAGGGAGCGCGAACGGGAGCGGGAUUACUGGGAUCGGGAGUUCAACAGAGAUCGCAGCUCCAAGGACCGCGAAAGGGACCUCGAGUGGGAGCGGGAGCGGGCUCGCGAGUGGGAGAGAGAGCGGGAACGAGAUUGGGAUAGGGAGUUCGAUUGGGACCAAGGAGGAACCUCUUACCAGCACAGCCGCCGACAACCGACCUCGGUUCGCCACCAGGAGCGCGGCGGAGGAGUGGGCGCAGGCGGCGGAGGAGGAGGAGGAGGCGUCGGCGGUGGCUACGAGCGGGACCGCGAACGGGAGCGGUACGAGCGGCGCGAGCGGGACCUCAUGCACUACGAUCUCAAUAGCGACGAGCUGCUGGACGAGCGCAACUUUGAGUAUCCGGCGAUGAGGAGCGGCCCCAGCGGCGCCUCCCACCACGGCCAUCUGUCCAGGGGCGGACGCCUGCUGGAGGAUCCGGACUUUGAGCGCGAGGAGGCCCAGAUGCGGAUGAGCAGCUCACGCUACGGACCCUCGACCAGGAUCGACGACCCACGGGAUCUGCCGCGUGGCGCCACCGUUGUCGAUCGCGAUGAAUACAGUCCGCACAGAGGUGGUGGGAGUAGUAGGAGAAUGCUUAAUGCCAUGUCCAGGCCGUUGGGCCUGCCCCGCCAGUCCUCCCUGCCCAGUAACAGAGCACCCGUGUCGUACCUGCCACGCCAGUCCUCCCUGGGCACCCACUGGCUAUCCUCCUCCUCGCAGAGCAGCCUGGAUCAAGGACCCCAAUCUCGCCGAGAGCUUUAUCCACUGCUGCAUCAGCCGCAGUCUUAUUCCCAGCCUCGAUCCCAAUACACCGCCCACUCGUAUACAGCCGCACCACAGCACACCAGUCAGUCGCGUUCCCAGACCCAAUCCCAGUCCCACUCUCAGUAUCGCUACUCCGUGCAGGACACAUCGUUUGCCCACCCGCCAAGAUCCCUGCGCGAGGAGUUCCUCAGUCCCACCAUGAGCAAGGUCGAAGCUGUCACCCACGCCAUUCGCAACAAGAUCAUCGUGGAGGAGGACGAAGAGGAUAUCCUGAGCACGGAUCGGUUCUAUUAAAGAGAUUUCAGUCGCCACCCCGCGUCCAUUUUGGCUUGGGUAACCUCCUUGCGGGUGGGAGAGCAAGUGCAGCAGUGCCAAAACACACGAUACAUUUGUAAGUGUUCCAUUCGCUGAUCGGAUCAAUUUGGUAGCAACACAGAUACAGACACACACAAACAGAAACAGAAACACACACAAAGUAGCUGGUUAAAAUUAAAGUGAGCGUUAAAGUGGCGGUUAAAGCAAACGUUAAAGCAAACCAAAGAAAGCAGCCCAAUGCCAAGUGGGGCCUUAUGUGUCUUAAAUGCUAUAGCUAAGUGUAAUCAGAUUUUAUUUGAGUAAUGUGAAUUUAAAUUAAAUGGUCUAAGCCUAAGAUUUAAGCUAGUCGACAGUGGAAAAUUAAAAGUUAAAGCAAGGGAGGCCGAAACCACCCAGCAGGAUUUGUUGAUCGAUUGACUAAGUACAUGAAUAAGUGUCAGCUUUAAUAAUUUAGUGAACGUGUCUUAAUCUAAGUCGAGCCACACAAGCACACCCACACCCACACACUCGACACACACAUACACUCACACAAACACCUACACACUCUUAAUUGACUGUGAACCGAUUGAAAUCUCUUUAAUCUCAAACCGAUACCUAUUUCUCGCAUCCAGGCGUUUUCCUCCUCAUCGCCGAAUGGAUUCCUUACUGGGAAUUGUCUUAGUUGAAAAACUAACACGUACAGUGCGUUUCCAAUCAUGAGUUGUAAUGAAUUUAUAUAUCCACAUAAAAUAAUGGAUUUAAUGUAUAGUUUUGGAGUUACCUAUUAAUUCAUUCGAAAGAUAUCGCUUGAUGUUUGAAACUGAUUAUUUCCUAAUUGAUGCCUACCACUAAACAUACGAGUAUAUCUAUAUAGUUCCCCACGUCGAAUACUAUUCUUUUUAGGUUGUUAAAUAUACGUAGUAUAGAUCUUGAAUGAAACGCAUUGUACAGCAGCCAUGUACAUGUACUACUUCUACUUCCAACAGCAAUACUUUCGACCUAGAUACCUUGCCACACCAUAUCAUGCCACACACCUGCCAAAAGCGCACAGUUCGCGAACUCAGUUCAAAACUCAAGUUGGACUGGCCGCGAACAGGCCUGCAACCUGGAUGAGGAUAGAAAACAGAUCCAGGUUUAGGUAUAGCGAUUUAAACUACCAGUGCCUUAUAAACCAUCAAAUCGAGUUACACAACAGCACUCCACCCCAGAAAUUCUGCAUUUCCGCCGCCCCAUUAGAUCAUUUUAACUAACUACCAACUACCAAUCGCUAAAGUCGAAUGCGUCAAAAUUAUUGUUCAAGUUUUGAGAUGUACACGUAAUGUUGAGACGAUAGUCGUUGAUCUGGCCCAUUCCGAACGAGCACUCCUUUUACAAUUCCAACCACCAUGCUAAAUUUGUCGAUCAUUAGUUGUCGAACUGAGCUAGAGCCCAACAAUGAUGAACCGCACUGCAUUCAAAUCGAUCGCCACCUCGAGUAAGAGUCGAUGUCUAGCUAGUUUUGAUCUGUAAGCACACCCACAGAACCCAUCCUACUGUCCAAGGACUACAGCUGAAUCCUGAAGCACGGGGUCAGAGUUUGCAGACAGGUCGGGCCAUUUGCCAGAGGCAAAAAUCUAGUACUUUUUAUAUAAGGGAUACAAGGUGAUAUAACUAAUUUUCAGAGAGCAAAUUUGAACAGCGCACGACAGAUACGGAUACAGAUACAGAUACCUAAUUGAAAUUGUUAGCCACAUUCAGCAGGGGGAGGGAGAGGUUGAAAGGUCGGUUGGGACCUUAGCUGGGACCCUUCCCUUAGAGAAUUGGAUGGGGUUGGCCAAGGCACUGGAGGCGCUUCAACGAGGAACAAAUUGAAAUUGAAAUAUAGCGGAAAGCAGCAAACGAUACACAAGCACUUCUUGUAAAAAGUGGCAAAGCAAAAUGAUCUAUGUAUUAGCUAAACAUAAAUGAAAUAUUACUUUUUAAUACUAGCAUAAAGUUAAAAACAAAACUAGAUACGAUCCUUUGCAGCUAAGAAGGGGACAAACGGAAUACUUAAGUUUAAAUGGUCAGUUGAUGAGCAGUGUGUACGUUAGAAUAUUGCACAUAAUUCACAGAACUGGUAAUUCAAUAUAUUAUAAUGGUAUAUAUUAAAAAAGAUACACACAUUUAAAGAGCUGCAUAUAUAAAUAUGUAUGUUCUUGCCAUAAUUAACAAAAUUUAAACCGAUACACAUACAUCAGCCAGCAUUUUGUAAGCGUGAAACCCAAAAACUAAUUAAAAUAAUAUGGAUUAAAAAUAACUGAUUAUCCCAGAUAUUGUUAGAUACUUUCUGGCAACGGAAAGGUGAACUUUGCCAUGAAAAUUUCAUCAGAUCUGAUAGGAAUAUGUUGAAGAUAUUUUGUAAGAUGCCUUAAAUUUCUCAACUCAAGUUCUUUGAAAAUUUUCGAAAACUAAACUUGGUAAAUUCAUAUAUUCCAUUACAUAACCUUCUAGCAGACGGACAAAGGUCUGCAGAGAAGAACAACUGGUUUGCUUCAAAAGUAUAGCAAUUUUUUUGUAAUAAUAAACUCUUAUUUCCGAUUAUAAAAAACAAAUGAAAACAAAA
Molecule: messenger RNA, 5305 nt
Organism: Drosophila erecta
Lineage: Eukaryota; Metazoa; Arthropoda; Insecta; Diptera; Drosophilidae
Gene: Ca-beta
Product: voltage-dependent L-type calcium channel subunit beta-2
Exons: 10
Coding region: 226-2721 (831 amino acids)
Biological process (GO): calcium ion transmembrane transport; regulation of voltage-gated calcium channel activity; chemical synaptic transmission
Cellular component (GO): voltage-gated calcium channel complex
Molecular function (GO): protein binding; high voltage-gated calcium channel activity
Source: RefSeq, a predicted model, not a curated record